ACGCCUCAAAAGGCACUUGAUGUGAAGCUGCUGGAUUAAAGAUAACAAGGGUCGCUGUUGCUCUUGUAAGCUGUGACCCCAAGGCGAGGCGCAGCUUCACUCGCAGUUGCGUUGGAGGAGGCUAUCUGCACACAACUCUACAUGGCCAAAAUGGCAAGGAUCUCGUUGCUGCUGCUCUUUUUGGCAGUCGGCUCUUGUCUGGCCAAAAAAUGCAAUAGGGAACCACCGAGGGAAGUAACCGCGGCACUCAAGACUGCUGGAGACAAUGGGUACAAGAUCAUACUGGGUGGCGAGACUGACAGCUAUACGCCUGGAACGGUUUACACAAUCACGCUGAUGGGGCCUCGCAGGCACUCUCGCCUUCUGCAGUUCCGGCGCUUCAUGAUGACCGUCGAAGCGCUCGGAGCACCAACAGCUCCACACAGACGGAAGCUUGACCCCUGGUCACCGCAGAGAGCGGGCCGAUUCCAACUUUUCGGCGACGCUCUGACCGCGUUCAAUGAGCGCUGCAUCAACACGGUUAAAGAGUCUGAGGCCCUAUUAGAUAAAACAGAGGUCCAGGUCAUGUGGACAGCUCCUCCGGCUGGAUCAGGUUGCGUUGUUUUCAGGGCGAUGGUUUUCGAAGACGAGAAUAAUUGGUACAUGGACGACGGCGGUCUUAGUUUGACAGCCUGCGAGCCGCAAACUUUGGAGAACGGAGUGAAGAGUGAUGAGUGCUGCGCAUGUUCCGAAGCCAAGUAUCAGGUGAUGUUUGAGGGCCUGUGGUCAGCAGAAACGCACCCCAAGGAUUUCCCUACGAAUUUGUGGCUCACGCACUUCAGCGACGUCAUUGGUGCCUCACACACUCCAUCCUUUUUGGUCUGGGGCGAAGGUCACAAGGCUACUGACGGGCUGCGCCAACUGGCCGAAUGGGGAUCGCCAAGGACAAUGGAGGCCGAGCUUCGCACCAAGCGUCAACACAUCAGAACGAUAGUAAAAGCAGCAGGUCUUUGGCACCCGCACGUCAACGCUAAUACCAGUUCGACAUUCAGGGUUGACAAGAAACACCCCGAAAUUUCCCUGGUCAGCAUGUUGGGACCUUCGCCCGAUUGGAUUGUUGGAGUUUCAGGUUUAAACCUGUGCCUGCCAAAUUGCACCUGGCUAGAGAGUCACAACGUCGACCUCCUGCCCUACGAUGCUGGUACCGACGGAGGAAUCACGUACAUGUCACCAAACGACCCAACGGAACCGCGGCAACCCGUUCGGAAAAUCACUAGGAACUGGCCGGCCGACGAGACCGCGCCGUUUUACAACCCUGACCCUGAAGCGCCACCAAUUGAACCUUUGGCACGGCUUUACUUCAAAAGGCAGAACGUGGUGCCAAGGGAUUGUGAUUACGUUGUCAAUCCAGAUGAUGACGACGCUCUGGACGCAGUUGAGGCUGCUACAGCGGAAAACGAUGAGGAUACUGACCGGCCCGAGUGCCGAGUGGGCGACUGGGAUGAGUGGACACCAUGCUCUGUUACUUGCGGAAAGGGUUUGAGAAUGAGAAGCAGAAAGUAUUUGAUGCCUCAGAAAGCCGAAAUGAUGGGUUGCGGCAGGCAACUUGUCGCCAAGGAAAUGUGUGCUGCCGAAGAAGCAACUUGUCCUGGCUUUGAUGAAAUUUGCGCCGUUUCCGAAUGGGGCCUGUGGUCGGAGUGUUCAGUGAUGUGCGGCCACGGGUUCAGCAUGAGGAACAGACACUUCCUCAACCGAAUGGGCAGGAAAAAGUGCACAGACGUGUCUCUGGUGGAGAAAAAGGACUGUGUGGGAGUCAAGGGAGCGGUUUGCUACACCGAAGUCUCAAACGACCUUGAGCAGGGUUGUCACGUGACAAUGUGGAGCCACUGGAGUCCAUGCACAGUGUCCUGUGGAACUGGACGUCGGGGCCGUUCUCGAUUCUUCCUUGGGCCUGGACACAUUCCUCCAAAACAUUGCCAGCUGGAGGAAUGGGCCCCCUGCCACCAGCAAGAAUGCCAAAUCAACCGUUCAGACGCCAAGGAGAUUUGCUCUUUAGACCAAGAACCUGGUCUUUGCCGAGGAUAUUUCCAACGAUUCUUUUUUAACUCGACCAAUGGACAAUGUGAGGAAUUCAUUUACGGAGGAUGCCGAGGAAAUGCCAACAAUUUUGACAGCCCCGAGAAGUGCGAGGAAAUUUGUGGUCCAGUCAAAGAAGCGAUCAUGGGAGGUUCAAUCCCCAAACAGCUAACCGAGGAAGAAUUAGCUUCUGUUGACUAUGUUUCACCAUUGACACCAGUUGAUUGUAUGAUUACACCCUGGGCCGAAUGGUCUGAAUGCAGUGCUUCCUGCGGGGUUGGCCACCGAGAGAGGACCAGAAUGAUCAAACUCGAGGCCCAAAAUGGUGGAAAACCUUGCCCGAAGAAACUGUCCAAGCGCAAGAAAUGUAAUUUGCCGGCAUGCAAUUGAAAGUGAGUCAUUUAAGGGUUCACAUUCAAAUAUAUUGCUAGGCUAGAAUACAAAAAAUAAAUUACUUCGCUAGACUUAGAAACUAAAUACAUGGAAU
This is a messenger RNA of Neocloeon triangulifer, 2542 nucleotides long. RefSeq names its product spondin-1-like. Gene Ontology annotation, cellular component: extracellular matrix. The coding region runs from base 142 to 2445 and encodes 767 amino acids. The transcript has 12 exons. Gene Ontology annotation, molecular function: serine-type endopeptidase inhibitor activity. Gene Ontology annotation, biological process: cell adhesion. The record is from RefSeq and is a predicted model, not a curated record. NCBI's taxonomy places the organism in Eukaryota, Metazoa, Arthropoda, Insecta, Ephemeroptera, Baetidae.